AUGCAAAACUGUGUUUCAGAUAUCGAGUACACUUAUGAGGAGGAGGAUGCGAGUGACGUGGACAAAGAACUGCGACCAGUGGCAAGGCGCACCGCCAAACAUAUUGCGGCCGGCGAGGAAAGACCGAGGAUCAAUUCCAGCCAGCAGACUACUCCAAUUGAUGGUGCCCAACUACUCUCGAGGCUGGAGGAGAACCAGUGG
Iphiclides podalirius (scarce swallowtail) is the source of this 201-nucleotide messenger RNA. The record is from the annotation of a GenBank genome assembly. Lineage: Eukaryota; Metazoa; Arthropoda; Insecta; Lepidoptera; Papilionidae.